Molecule: messenger RNA, 2137 nt
Organism: Homarus americanus (American lobster)
Lineage: Eukaryota; Metazoa; Arthropoda; Malacostraca; Decapoda; Nephropidae
Product: carbohydrate sulfotransferase 11-like
Exons: 8
Coding region: 501-1520 (339 amino acids)
Biological process (GO): carbohydrate biosynthetic process
Cellular component (GO): membrane
Molecular function (GO): sulfotransferase activity
Source: RefSeq, a predicted model, not a curated record
CCUGCAGACAUCUAACCUGCUGGCGGCUCUAGUAGUGAACGAGAGACACUGAGAGACUCAUCAAAUAGAAGAUGAGAAGUGAAAAAUGACCAAUACGAAGGGGAAAGAGAGACAGAGAAGAAGUAAGUAGUGUGAGGAAGUCGAAGAAGAGGAAGAAGCGAAUAAUUGAUAAGUCAAGAAGAUUACAUGACCAGAGGAGAGACAGAAAAAGUAAUAAAGGAAAGAGUAAACUGAAUGAUGUAAUGAGGAAGAAUAUGUCAUAAAAGACGUACAGUUGAAAGAAGAAGACAAAUGAAGAACAAGAAAUAAGCGUUGGGGAAAGAAUUAACCAUAAAAGAUUAAAAGAAAGAAGAAGAAAGUUAGAUAAAGGGGAGAGAAUCAAUAAAGGAUUAAAGAAGGAAGAACAUACUAGCUAAGAAGGAAGAUAAAUGAAGAGAGAAAUGUUAUGGCAGAAGAGAGUUGGAUGGUAGGAGAAGGGGAAAGACCAAGAAGGAAAGGAGAUGGAAGGUGCGCUCAGUAUGCCGGUGGGUCGAGGAGGGAGGCAGAUGCUGAUGGUAUUGGUGGUGGCGGUGAUGAUGCUCCUGGGGUACUCCAUACUCUACCCUGACAACCCAACAGGUAUCUCUGCAAUAAGCUUCACGGCAGACCAGCUGAAGUUCCUACAAGCGUACGCGCUGCCCGGUGACUUUAAAAACGAUACAGUAUCAGUGACCACACCUGGACCCAAGGAGAGGAGCAAAGCCCUUACCAAACACGUGAACGAUGCUUGUAGGACGCUGAAUAUCUCCCUCCCUAUUAGCAGCUUCAUGUUAUCUCAUAUGCACUUCGAUGACAAGAGAAAGGCUAUUUAUUGUUUUAUUCCGAAGGUUGCCUGUACCAGCUGGAAAAGAGUGUGGAUGAAAACAACAGGUAUAGUUCCACCUGACCAGGACCUGGCUUUAAUUGGCAGGUACACAGUCCACACCAGAGUACCUCUUCUCAGUGCCACUAAAGAGAGUAUGGAGAAACUAAACACAUACAAGAAGUUCCUUUUUGUACGACAUCCGUUUGACAGGGUUCUGUCUGCCUACAAGGACAAGCUGGAAAACGUCGACAGACAAAGCUCCUACAACUUCCACAAGGAGAUUGGAGAAAAGAUCGAGAAGAAAUACAGAGGGACGAAAGACAGCCACGGGGACAACGUUACCUUCUCUGAGUUCAUCCGCUUCAUCUCAGAGCCAGGGCAUGGCACCUUCGAACAGCGAAAUGAACACUGGUUAUCAAUGCACGAGAUUUGUAACCCGUGUGCCGUGCAAUACGACUUUAUCGGCAAGUACGAGACAAUUAAAGUUGACGCCGAUUAUGUCCUUGAUUGGCUCGGUGCUACGGACAUGGUGGACGGUUUCCCCGCGUCUGACCGUCCGUUCCAUGCACGUCGCUACGAUCCUAAGUACUUCAAUCAGCUGAGUCACAAUGAGAAAAUGAACUUCUUCAACAAAUAUCUCGCAGACUUUGUGGCUUUUGACUACGAGUUCGUCUGAUCUCAGUUCCUCACCCUCCUCCUCCUGCAGGCGAUAACCCCGGCGUGGAACCGUCAACAUUCAGCAGUCUACGGCGUUCACUGAGCGUUGAAGGGGCUAAGUUACUUGCUUGUAAGGGAAAGAAGGAGGGACGGAGUUAAGCUCUACUUCUCACUUGGUCUUGAAUAAGAUAAAAAAGUAAUUCAAACAGGAUAGUUAGCGUAUUUUGUUUGUUUGUUUUUUUUUUUUUUUCAAAACACUGGAGUUGUGAUUAAUCUGUGCUGUGAUUCACCUUGAUAAGUAUUAUAAAGGUAUCUUAAAAAACAAAUCUCUACGACCUGCCUAACAGAUGUACAUGAAGAUCGCUGUGUGAAUGUGACCUCGUGUGACCCAACAACUGAGGACAAUGGUGCUCUUGUAAUAAAAAUAAUAAUACAAUAAUGCGAUCUCAACUAAAAUCUGUAAGUUUGUUUGUAUCUUCUCCAGGCAGCAGUAUUAUAUUCUGUAAUAUCUCAUAGUAAUUACUGGAUAUUGUUAUUUUAGUGUUGAUGAUUAAGUGUGUGUGUGUGUGUGUGUGUGUAAUAAUUAACGGUUUAUUAAGAUAACAUGGCAGCCCGAAGGCUGAAAAUAUACAAUGA